Messenger RNA from Gopherus flavomarginatus (Mexican gopher tortoise), 5741 nucleotides. It is a transcript of the gene FRMPD3, whose product is annotated as FERM and PDZ domain containing 3. The transcript has 17 exons. The record is from RefSeq and is a predicted model, not a curated record. NCBI's taxonomy places the organism in Eukaryota, Metazoa, Chordata, Testudines, Testudinidae. The coding region runs from base 357 to 5564 and encodes 1735 amino acids. Gene Ontology annotation, cellular component: cytoskeleton. Gene Ontology annotation, molecular function: protein binding.
AUGGACACGCCGCAGCCAGGGGGUUGAGCGGAGCGCGGAGAUGGAGACGGCAGGAGCCUGCGUGCGUCGCUCCCAGCCCCCUGCAGCUCCGGCAGAAACUUCCCGGGGCAGCCCGCUCCUUCCUCUUGCCCAGCCUUGCUGCUGCCCGGCGCUGAGCCCUGGCCGGCCGCGCUGCUGGCGGGGAAGGCGGGAGGAGUAGGAAGCGCCGAGGGGGCAGCCGCCAGCCAAGACACUGUGGUCCAUCCGUGCUGGGCAAAGAGAGAAAGGACAGGGGAAGAGGUUAAAUAUCCCGCCAACCGCUUCGGCCAGAGGGAGCAGACAGUGAGUAUCAUGCACCACGAAGCAGCUCUCAUGUGAUGCAGGAGGAGAGCUGUGAUGAUAUGGAAUGUGGUCAGCUGCCUUCAGACGCUCUCCGACAGGUGAAAAUCCAGCGUGACCCCCUCUACGGCUUUGGUUUUGUGGCCGGCAGCGAGAGGCCAGUGGUGGUGCGCUCAGUAACAGCAGGAGGCCCCUCUGAGGAUAAACUCUUGGCAGGAGACCAGAUUGUGGCCAUAAAUGAUGAGGAUGUGAGUGAAGCCCCCAGAGAGAGAUUCAUUGAUCUGGUCAGGAGUUCCAAGGACUUCAUCAUCCUCACUGUGCUGCAGACUCACCAGUCCCCAAAAUCUGCUUUCAUCAGUGCAGCCAAGAAGGCAAAACUGAGGUCCAAUCCAGUGAAGGUCCGAUUUUCAGAACAGGUCACGGUUGGUGAGACAGAUCCAGAGAUGUUGAAGAAGGAAGCUCUCCUCCUCAUCCCCAAUGUAUUGAAGGUUUUCCUGGAGAACGGGCAGAUCAAGUCAUUCACAUUUGAUGGCCGAACAACCGUCAAGGACGUGAUGGUGACGCUACAGGACCGCCUCUCCCUGAGAUACAUUGAACAUUUUGCCCUGGUCCUAGAGUAUUCCAGCCCAGAGCAGAGCCACAAGUUCCUCCUCCUCCAGGAGAAGCAGCCCCUGGCCCACGUGGUGCAGAGGACACAUUAUCAGGGGAUGCGAUGCCUCUUUCGUGUGAGCUUCUUCCCCAAAGACCCGGUGGAGCUGCUGCAUCGAGAUCCAGCAGCGUUUGAGUACCUGUACAUCCAGAGCCGCAAUGACGUGAUCAGGGAGCGCUUUGGGACGGACCCCAAGCCAGAGACGCUACUGGGUUUGGCUGCCCUCCAUAUCUACAUCACCGUCUCCGCCACCCGGCCAGCCCAGAAGGUGUCCCUCAAAACUGUGGAGAAGGAGUGGGGGCUGGAGCCAUUUCUGCCUCCUUCACUUCUGCAGCUCAUCAAAGAGAAGAGCCUUCGGAAAUCUCUCUCUCAGCAGCUGAAGGCCCAUCAGAACCAGCCGCCCAGUGGCACCAAGGUUUCAACAACCCAGGCAAAGCUCCAGUAUCUGCGGAUCUUGAAUGAGCUUCCGACCUUUGCAGGAGUCCUCUUCAACACAGUGGGACUGGACGAGAAGCAGCCGGCCACCAUGCUCCUGGUGGGCCCCCGCCACGGUAUCAGUCAUGUCAUCGACCUGAAGACCAACCUCACCACAGUGUUGUCAGAGUUCAGCAAGGUCAGCAAGAUCCAGCUGUUCAGGGAAAACCAGGGUGUGGCACGAGUGGAGACCAGCAUCCUGGAUGCCAAGCCGCUGGUGCUGCUGAUGGAGUGGCCCGAAGCCACCAAUUUUGCCUGCCUGAUAGCAGGCUACUGCCGCCUCCUGGUGGACACCAAGAAGAUGAUCUUUUCUAGGCCGUCCAGCCAGCCGCCUCCUCCUCCUCAGAUUUCCAAGGCAGAUUACAUCAACGCGCACAACACCCACCGGCCGGCUGCAGUGGGGCACUCGGGAAAGAAAGAGAGCGGGUUCGUGGGUGGCGCUGCCUCCAGCCCCAGGGAAUCCAGCCCUCGAGUUCCCAAGGGGUCGGACUCGGAGCUCAUCAGCUUUUGUUACCUGCACAUGCAGGAGCAGAGGAAGCGGCGAGAAAACAGGACAGACAUCAAUGAAAACCUGAUCUUCUUUGAGGAAACCAGGCCCAGAACCAAAUCCGACCCCACUUCCAAAAGCUCCGGCCAAGGCUAUGACGGUGUUGCCAAAGAGUACAACCCGGAUGGCCUUGACCGGGACCACCAGGCAAGUAGGGCAAGGGCCAACACCAUGGACAACCACAUGAGGAACGACGCCACGCACUUCUACUGUAACUCCUGCAAAGCCAAACUCAAGAGCCGGCUAGCCACUCGAAAAGGUGGCAAGCCUGGCAGCUCCCAUGACAACAUAGUGGACUUGAUGUCCCUCCCGCCUCCGGGGAGCGAUGAGGAAGAGGACGAGACCACUGCCCUGCUCCCCGCUAUUGCUGCCCCGCCUCCAGGUUUUCGAGAUAAUAGCUCUGAUGAGGAUGACCCCAAGCGCAGGGCGGCCGCACAGAGCCAGGAGCAGGGCCGUCACCUCUGCAGCAUCCUGUACGAUGAGAUCCCCGUGACACUGAUAGACAGCGUGCAAACGAGGACGGUCCGAGACCACGCCCAGGAGCUGGACGAUGCCCUGGUGUCCACCCUGCAGGCUCUGGAAGCCCUGGCUGCUUCGGAGGAUUGUCCGCACCCCCAGCCACAACAGACAGCAGGUCUGAUUGUUGUGGCUGCCAUCACGCCCGAGUCCUCCUUGGACUCCGGCCACGAAACCAACUCCUCAGAGCUAACCGAUGUCUCAGAGAUGGUCUCGGCCAUGAAGCAGCACCAGAACGCAGCCUACUUCCUGGCCCAGCACAUCAACAAAGAAAAGCUGCUCGCCAGGAAGGACCUUCCCUUCCGAAUCCAGAGCUGUGCUGCCCAAGCCGUCCUCACCUCGCCAUACCUUCUGGGGCGCCAGGAGCCAGGCCCUUCGCUGAAGCCAGCUUUCUCUAACCAGCCCCCCAGCCUCGCUUGCGGCAAAACUAAGCAGGAGCAGCAGCACGGAGAGCAGGGUUACACCUUGGCUGUCCAGCCAAUGCGCUCACCGCAGCUGAAUGAGCAGAAGAACAGAGCCGUGACAAUGCCAGGCUCUGAAUGCAAAGGUCCCAGCCACUCAAAAGCAGCUUUUGAGAUGUCACUGCACACUGCGGCUGCCUCCAGCAGGGACCAGGUGCAGGAUCUACGGGAGAAGAUGCCCAAAGAGGUCCGACUGAGCCCUAAACUAACCCUGGAUCCUAAGGGUGGAGUGACCAUUUCAGCUGCUCCGCAGCAAGUGGUGAGCAGCAAAGGCUCCCCUGCCCAAGUGGCAGCCGUGGUGGCUAGUCCUCAAGCAGACAAGCAGGCCAUUGGGAGCAGCAGCUGUGUGCCUUCCAGUAGCAAGCAUUUAAAAUUUAAAGGGAGUCAGCAAGCUGUGGAGACCUUGUGUGACUGCCAACCACAGCCGCAAGGCGAAGCCUCUCUGAGCCCGAAAGAGCCUCAUGGCAGUAGGGGCGACGCUUUCCAUCCCUCCCCUGUGGAUGGCGAAAGACUGCAGCCCAAGACUCUUCUUUUGAAGAGCUAUCCGCAGAAAGUGAGCGGAGACCCUGGAGGGAAGCCGGCAAGUGGGGAGCCAGGUCAAAAAGCAAAAGGCGACGCUGCUAACCCUGCCUACCAGAAACACAUUAGUCCUGCGAGCCAAGGGGAGGAAAUGCAGCAUGAAAGUUGUGCCAAAAGCUUAAAAACAGAGGGUAGCAGUCUGCACUCUCUGUCCACCAGUGGUACUUCCAGGAGCACCAGUGAGGAUCCCAAAGGGCAGAUCCAGCUGGUGUCCAGAUCUGAGGGCUUGCAAAUUAGUACCGUGCCUUCCAAGAAAGCAGAAAAGGUCCUGGAGGUGACCCAUCAGGACUCUGACGUUCCAGCUAAACCCAAAGCCCCAAAAGCCCAUUUCAGGUUGAGGAAGCUGUUUUCUGCUACCUUCCCGACGCGGCUGAAGAAGGAGACAGAUGAGCGGCAGGCCCAGCUGCAGAAGGUCAAACAGUACGAGCUGGAAUUCCUGGAAGAGCUGCUCAAGCCAAAGACCAAAGGUGACCUCCCGCCACCGGAAUACCUGCACCCUUCUGUGCCUGGGCGCUGCAGCUGUCAGCUGAAGAGCAGCCCUGUGCAAAAAGUCCCGGGGAUGUCCAGGGAGCAGAGGCGCAGCUGUGACUGCAAGCGGAUCAGUAGAGGGGUGAGACCGCACCCCAACCAGAUAGCAGCACCGGAGCUGGAAAGGCGAGGGAGGGAGAAGGCCCCUGACAACCAGAAGCAGGCGGAAGCAGGUAGACUUACAAGCAUGAGCAGCCCUUCUAAGAGCAGGCGAAUACGAUCCACAAGCUUAGAGUCCAGAGACUACCGGUCAGAUCCAGAGAAUGGCAUGUCUUGUUUGACAACAUGCACCUCCCAUGGAGAGUGCAUGGGGGCACCACACUACAAGAAGCUGAUGCGCCGGUACAGUGUCAGUGAAAUAGACCAGACUGACCGAACGUCUCUGUCCUCUGACAUCUACCAGGACACCUAUCCAGCCAAGCAGACAGGCCUGCAGAGUGAGGGUGACCCUGGGGCCCAUAGCUCUGCGCCUAAGAGCAAGAUCCAGGAAUCCCCAAGAACAGGUGACCCAUCUUACGUUCAAAUAGCACAGGAGAAGAAGAGCCAGAAGGGCCCAAUGGCUUUCUCCAUCCAGGAGGAGAUGUACCCUAGUCACGCUGAGCUGCCGGAAGAAGACAUGGAGGACAAGAAGUGCUGCUCCAUCCGGUAUUGCUUCUACUAUAGGAAGUGCGACGUGGCAGAUGACGGGAGUGAGAAAGAUGAGCUCUCUUAUUCCAUCCCCAUGCAGAUCCUGCCAGGCAUGAAGCUAGACAAUCAGAUGGUCCCAGUAAUGAGCAGGACCCUUCAGGUCCUAGAUGCCACUGCCUGCAGCAGCCCUGAGGACAGCCAGACCCAAGAGAUAGACUUAAGAACCUCCACUUUUGAGGGGAGCCUGGCUAAGGUCCAUGCCCUUCGAGGCCAUGCCUAUGCAUUGCCAGACGGGUUUCUGGCAGUGCAGCUGGACACUAACGAGCUCCUGACCAUCCUAAGGCAGUGCGUGGUGAGCCCCGAAAUUCGGGACUGCAAACCCUACAUCUUUCACCUGGCCGAAUACAAGCAAGAGCUUGCCCUGAAGUUCAAAGAAUUCAGGGCAUCCUGCCGCAGGGUGGCAGCUGUGGACAAGAGCCCGACGCACAUGCUCUCAGCAAUCGCAAGCAGCUUCCAGGUGCUGAGCAGCCUCAUCGAGACAUUUGUGAAGCUAGUGUACAUCGUGCGUUCUGAGUCCCAGCGCCAGGAGCUGCUGACCAAGGUGGAGGAGGUGGUGCGGAAUUACACCUUCUUGCUGAGGGCGGCAGAGGAGUCGACAGCCAGAACGCUGAGUCACCACCAGACGGCGGAGCAGCAGUCCCGCCAGUCAGCCACGGUUGCAACUGUUAUGAGCACAUUCACCCGCUCCUUGAAGACGCUGAUCAAUAACUUCAACCAGCCUUUGGCCAUUGUCAUCAGCAAAGAAUGGAGGAUCUCACUGUAUGGACAGAGCACCUCUUGCCUCCGGCUUUCAAGAACCAUGUAGCAAAAUAUGCAGUGGAAUAGCCAAAGCAGAGUUCAGUCCAUGGCAGGCGAUGCCUAUUACAGUCCUGAAGGCCAACAGGGAGCUGUUCCCAUCCAUUAUCUACUAAGAAACGGAGAGUUUCUUUGAGCUCCCCAUCAUGCCUAUAUCAUUCCUCCAUAAAUCUCUCAGCCUAAUAGA